This is a messenger RNA of Myzus persicae (green peach aphid), 1299 nucleotides long. It is a transcript of the gene Nubp1, whose product is annotated as cytosolic Fe-S cluster assembly factor NUBP1 homolog. The transcript is spliced from 8 exons. Gene Ontology annotation, cellular component: cytosol. The record is from RefSeq and is a predicted model, not a curated record. Bases 174 to 1115 code for a protein of 313 amino acids. Lineage: Eukaryota; Metazoa; Arthropoda; Insecta; Hemiptera; Aphididae. Gene Ontology annotation, biological process: iron-sulfur cluster assembly. Gene Ontology annotation, molecular function: ATP-dependent FeS chaperone activity; 4 iron, 4 sulfur cluster binding; ATP binding.
AACGAUUUAUUCAUAUUUCAUAAUUUUGAUUAAUUUACCAGUACGACAGCUAACGACAAUAUUACACAAUACACUGCUCUAAAUACUUAGAGUAAUACUUGUCUCUGAGCCGGAUUUGUCAUUCGAUUCUUUUAAUUCAAAUGUUAUAAAUAACGAAUUUCUGAAAAUAAUUAAUGGAUCCUAAUAUUCCAAAUCAUUGCCCAGGCACUGAUAGCUCAUCUGCCGGUCUAGUAUCUGCAUGUCAAGGAUGUCCAAACCAAAAUAUUUGUGCAUCUGGUAUAACUCAACUUCCUGACCCAGCUUUAGAUGUGUUAAAACAUCGACUGUCUUCAGUGAAAUAUAAAAUACUAGUACUGUCUGGGAAAGGUGGUGUGGGCAAAAGUACAUUCACAUCGUUAUUAGCUAGAGUAUUGGCUAACGAAAAUGAACAGAAAAAUAUUGGAGUCUUAGAUGUUGAUAUUUGUGGACCAUCACUUCCUCUUAUGUUUGGUGUUCAAGAUGAAAAUAUACAUCAAAGUGGAUCAGGAUGGUCUCCUGUGUUUGUUGAAGAAAAUUUAUCAAUCAUGUCUGUUGGAUUUUUGCUAGAAAGUAAGGAUGACGCUGUAAUUUGGAGAGGUCCCAAGAAAAAUGCUAUGAUCAAACAAUUUUUAACUGAAGUUGAUUGGGGUGACACAUUGGAUUAUUUGAUUGUUGAUACUCCACCGGGAACUUCUGAUGAACACCUUUCAUUAGUACAAUUCCUUAAAUCAACUGAUAACUUUUCAGCAGUGGUCGUAACCACUCCUCAAGAAGUGUCUUUAUUAGAUGUCCGCAAAGAAUUGGAUUUUGCCAGAAAAGUUGGAUUACCUGUAUUGGGUGUGGUUGAAAAUAUGUCUGCUUUUGUUUGUCCUAAAUGUAAAGUGACAUCUGAAAUAUUUCCAAGAAACACUGGGGGUGCUGCUCAGAUGUCUCAUGAAAUGGGUGUUCCAUUCCUUGGAUCAGUCCCGUUAGAUCCUUCGUUAGGACAAUGUUGUGAUGAAGGUGUCAACUUUAUUCAAAAAUAUGCUAGAUCACCAACAGUUGUGGCUAUUAAAAAUAUCGUCGAAAAUUUAACCAGGAAUUUACAAUCAAUUUGAUAGAGCUACGAACUGUGAUAUGUUUUUAAAUUUAUAAUUUAUUAUAAUAAUACACUUUAAAUAUUUGUCAACAAAAUAAAUCCGAGUUGUUUUCUGUUUUAGAAACUGUUAUAAUUAUAAUAUAGAAAAUAAAAAUUAUUUUGUAAUGACAAAAAAUAUAUUUUUAUAAUUAUGCAUUUUGAUA